UGCCUGCUCGGGACUUCCCUGUUGUGCAGGAGACACCCACCCACGUAAAGAUGGCUGCGAGAGGCUUGGCUUUUCACCUGAAAAUGGAAGAGGCGGUGGAGAGGUACCGCGCGGAGUGUCAGUGGGAGAUGGAGCUGGCGGUGGUGGGGCAGAUGAGGGCGAGGGCGUCCAGCCCUCGCCAUAAAGGGGCCAAAGGAGGACACGGACCUGAGGUGCAAACGUCCGAAGACUAUGGGAAUCUGCUAGUUGCAGAGGCACUGCUGGAGCUGUGUUUGAAAGAGAACCUUGCCAAAAUCAAAGACGCCAUUCCAUUAAUGGAAAAAAAUGAGCCCAAAAUGAGCGAUGCUAAAAAGCACUUGACUGGAAUUCUGAAUCAAGGGAAAUUGCCGCCAAAAGACAUGACAGAAGCAAUGUUGAUCCUAGCAAAGCUCCAUUAUGUGGAGGGUUCUUACAGAGAUGUUCUUAGCAUGUAUGUGAGAGCUGGUCUUGAGGAUAUGGUUGUAGAAAAGAAGCCUUUGUAUAUGCUGCGGCUGCUAUCUGAAGCAUUUGUUAUCAAAGGCUUGGCACUGGAACGGUCCCCUAAUUCAAUAGCUUCUCGGGCCAGGCUCUCGGAAAGAGAGGAAGAAGUCAUGGCUUGUUUUGAAAAGGCUUGUGUGAUUGCCCAAGUGUUCCUGCAAGAACUGGAGAAGAGCUUCAACAAUGGGCAUGCAAGAGGCAUAAAAGGAGGGCAUGCAUCUGCUUCAGAUUUUGAACUGCCUUACUUCCUGGAAGCUGCCCUGCAGAGUGCCUAUGUGACUCACUUGAAAAGAGGCAACAUCGUUAAAGGAAUAAGAAACCUUCGAGAACUGUUACGGACUAUGGAAACGAAGGCAACUCAGAGCUUCCGAACGACAGCAGCUAAACAGUUGGCGGAACUGCUCCUCCACUCCCUGAGCGAAGAUUGCUACUGGAGUCCUUUAUCUGACCCUCUUCCUGAGUUUAUGAACAAAGAUGAUAAUACUUAUAUUUGCACUACUCUGCGUCGGAAACUACAGUUGCAUACAGGAGAUAACAUCUACAGCCCCCACGACAACGUUGAAGAAGCUCUCCUCCUUCUUCUGAUCAGUGAAUCCAUGGCGAGUCAGGAUGCGGUAAUUAGUCGGGCUCCAGAACAGAAAGAUGAUCGAGCCAUCAGUCUCCGAGAUGCAUCUGCUGUUUACGAUCUUCUAAGUAUCACGUUGGGCAGAAGAGGGCAGUAUGUCAUGCUUUCUGAGUGUUUAGAGCGAGCAAUGAAGCUUGCAUUUGGUGAAUUUCAUCUUUGGUAUCAGCUGGCCCUCUCCAUGACAGCUUGUGGCAAGUCGGCACACGCUGUCUCAGUGCUGAGAGAAUGUGCAAAGCUGCGUCCAGAGGAUCCCACCGUCCCCCUCCUGGCUGCCAAGGUCUGCAUCAGUCGCCUGCACUGGCUGGAGGAAGCAAAACAUUUUGCGAAGAUGGUGAUUGACCUUGGAGAAGAUGCUGGAGAGUUCCUAGCCAAGGGCUACCUAGCCUUGGGCCUCACGUACAGCCUGCAAGCAACUGAUGCGACUUUGAAAAGCACACAAGAUGAUUUGCACCGAAAAGCAUUACAGACUCUAGAAAGAGCACAUCAGUUGGCACCGGAAGAUCACCAAAUUAUCCUUUAUGUCUCACUGCAGCUGGCUCUUGUCAGGCAGAUAUGUGAUGCGAUAGAACACCUCCAGGAAGCACUGAAAUUCUGCAAGGAUGAUAUGAAUUCCCUUCAUUUGCUGGCCCUCCUUUUUUCAGCCCAGAAACAUUAUCAGCAUUCUUUGGAUGUUAUCAACAUGGCUCUUGCAGAGUAUCCAGAUUGUUUCAGUUUACUGUUCACCAAAGUGAAGCUGGAAUUAGUACAUAAAGGGCCAGAAGAGGCUUUGGUGACCUGCAGACACAUGUUGCAUCAAUGGCAGACUCUGCAUAACAUUUCUCAACACAGUGAGGAGGAAGAGGAGCACCAGCACCAUCAACACAGUGGCAGCCGGAAAGGGGCAGUGAAUGAUGAUUCAGAGAAAGCCAACAGCCUGACGGAAGUACUGCCAGUCAAGAAGCAUAACAGUGUAUAUCUCACUCUUCCUGAUGCCCAUGACAACGACUCUGGUUCCCAACGAGCCUCUUCCAUUGCAGCUUCACGGCUAGAGCAAGCCAUGUCUGAAGUAACUAUGCACAGUACUGCCUUGAGGCAAGGGCCUAUGCAGCUAUGGACAACUCUGGAACAGAUUUGGUUGCAGGCUGCUGAGCUCUUCAUGGAACAACAGCAUCUCAAAGAAGCAGGUUUUUGUAUCCAGGAGGCAGCCAGUCUCUUUCCCACAUCUCACACUGUGCUGUACAUGCGGGGGAGGCUUGCGGAGAUGAACGGCAGCUUGGAGGAAGCAAAACAAUUGUAUGAUGAAGCACUAACAGUGAAUCCAAGUGGAGUAGAAAUCAUGAACUCCUUGGGGCUGGUGUUGAACAGGCUUGGGCGAAGAAACCUGGCUCAGAAGGUUCUGCAGGAUGCUGUCCAGGUACAGAGCACCAGCCACAAAGCCUGGAAUAGUCUCGGGGAAGUGCUUCACGCUCAGGGCAAAAACGAAGCUGCUGUUGAAUGCUUCCUUACCGCUCUGGACCUUGAAUCCAGCAGCCCUGUCAUUCCAUUUACCAUUAUUCCCAGGGAACUCUGAUCAUUUUAUUCAUCAUGCACAUGCAUCCUGUGGAGGUUAUUCCAAUAACAAAUCCAGGAAAUAAGCAAUCUGUUUACAGUGCAAUAAAUAAAUAUAUAUAUAUGUUGUUCAUUUGUUGUCCAGAGAUCGGAAAUCUUUAUCCAAGACGGCUUUAGUUUCAGGGAUUUGCAUUUUUCCCGGUGCUCGGAGCUCAGCAGAUAUGAUUUCUAGAUAAAUGUAGUUAUUUUUUGAGCUGCUGGGGGUGGGGCUAUUACAAUUUGCAAUAUUAUCCAGCACCUCCUUUGCCAGUGUGACUUUCUUCACAAGCCACCAGAAGUGUUUAGUAAUCUACUCAUCUGUUCACUCACUGUUCUGUCUUUGGGGCUGCAAGCAUUUGGUGAGGGAUGGGAAGAGUUUGUCAAACAUCUGGCAACUUACAGUACAAGAUCAAACAGGUCCAAUUUAAGCUUGGUCUGCCACAAGAUUUGCAAGCCUAGAUUAGAGUAUGGUUAUAUAUUACACAUUAUUGGCACCUACGAGGAAAUGGCUGUGGCAUUACCAAUGAUGAGCCACACUACUCAUCGCUCCGAGCCUGCAUCAUGUUGUCAUCCCAUAGUCUGGCAGUGUAGCUGUUUGGAGUACAACUCUCCAAAAGAUCCCCAGCCUGUAUGGCUACAAUUCACAUUGCCUAGGUAACUGUAAUCCAAACAAAAUCAGCUUUUCAAGCCCUGCUUGAAAAUUCAGUGUGAAAAUUGAAACUGUUGGUCAAAUUUUUGCUUGGUACUUGAGUUAAAUUUACUGCCAACCUUAACUAAGUACUAAAAUGACAUUUGUUGACACCAGAAAAAUUUUGCUUCCUUGUUUUAUUCACAGAAUUUUAUUUAUAGUAAACAGAUGCAACUCGAGUUCAAAGAAGUCCCCACCAAAUGCAAUACAGUUAAAUAAACACUUCUUUUUUAGCAUUAA
Molecule: messenger RNA, 3635 nt
Organism: Pogona vitticeps (central bearded dragon)
Lineage: Eukaryota; Metazoa; Chordata; Lepidosauria; Squamata; Agamidae
Source: RefSeq, a predicted model, not a curated record